UUUGUCACUUAAUAACAUAACUAUAAAAUUAAAACACUUUCAGAUAAGGUGCUCAAUAUUUUCAAUAAACUUGUGAUUCCUUAAUUUGCGAGGAAAAAAGGAAAAUUCUUUCUUGAUGACAAAGUAAAAAAAAAAAAAAAAAAAACAAAAGGGGCAUAGAAAUUGGUAACGGUAGAUGCAGAGCGUAAGAAGCAGAGGAAGCAGCACGCAGUGUUGUGUUGUGUUUCUUCUCUCUGAGUUCCGAGUGGACUCAGUUUGGAGCAAUGAGUCAGGAAUCGUUCAUAUAUAGCUUCGUGGCUCGUGGGACGAUGGUGUUAGCUGAGUACACAGAGUUCACUGGAAACUUCCCUGCCAUUGCAGCUCAGUGUCUCCAGAAGCUUCCCUCUUCCAACAACAAGUUCACCUACAACUGUGACCAUCACACCUUUAAUUUCCUUGUUGAAGAUGGUUAUGCGUACUGUGUUGUUGCCAAGGAAUCUGUUAGCAAGCAGAUUUCCAUUGCUUUCCUUGAACGUGUCAAAGCUGACUUUAAAAAAAGAUAUGGCGGCGGAAAAGCAGAUACAGCUAUUGCCAAGAGUCUGAACAAAGAGUUUGGACCAGUUAUGAAAGAUCAUAUGAAGUAUAUCAUCGAUCAUGCCCAGGAGAUUGAAAAGCUAAUUAAAGUGAAGGCUCAAGUUUCCGAAGUUAAGAGUAUCAUGUUAGAAAAUAUAGACAAGGCUAUUGAUAGAGGAGAAAAUCUAACAAUUCUUGCAGAUAAGACAGAGACAUUACGUUCACAGGCUCAAGAUUUCAGAAAACAAGGAACACAAGUCCGUCGGAAGAUGUGGUAUCAGAACAUGAAAAUUAAAUUGGUUGUUCUGGGAAUUUUGUUGUUUUUGGUCUUGGUUAUUUGGCUUUCUAUUUGUGGUGGAUUUGACUGUACAAACUAGCAGUGAUUGAAAUUUUCCAGAUAGAUUUUUCAAAAUGAUGUAUUUGUGGACAAUUUAGCAAGAAAAUCAACUCAAAGGGAGAGUUUGGCAAUUGAAAGAUAAAGAAAAUAGCUUACCUUUGGUAGUUGAUAAUGAUGAUAAUAUAUGUUGGAAAUUCUAGAAAAUAGAGGGAGAGGGUAAUGUAUGUGUAGCUGUGUACCAUGUGAUGCACUGUUUGAUCUACAAACAAUACAGUUGUAAAUUUUUUCCUUUUAACUUUUAAUAUACAAAAACUGUUGUCAACUUAA
Molecule: messenger RNA, 1216 nt
Organism: Cajanus cajan (pigeon pea)
Lineage: Eukaryota; Viridiplantae; Streptophyta; Magnoliopsida; Fabales; Fabaceae
Product: vesicle-associated membrane protein 724
Biological process (GO): vesicle-mediated transport
Cellular component (GO): membrane
Source: RefSeq, a predicted model, not a curated record